UAUAUAACAAAUAAUUUGAGGUCGGCAGUCAUGUCUUUUGGCAAAGAGGAUGUUGACCGGAUGGUGGAACUAAUACAAGACUACAAGGACAACCUGACCUACCCUAGUGACACUAAUUUACAAGAAUGCAUGAAGAGGGUUAUCAGUAUGUGCCAGAGUGAGCUCUUCAAUGCUCUACUUGAUAUACACGAAUACCACAAAGACGUACUGUUGAACAGCGCCGCCCCCGCCCUCCUCAACAACACUCCUCACAUCAACAACAACAGCAGCGUUGCUUCAGAGAGACCUCAUCCGGGCCUUAACUUAUCUGCUGCUCCUCCCGAACAACCUACUUUCAGACCAGAAGUUAGUACACUUCCAAAGGCACCCCCAGCAGAUGACACUGUCACCGAAACCAUUCUCCUGGAAAAAGGACGAAACGGUCUAGGAUUCAGUAUCAGUGGUGGUUACGACACACCCCACUAUCCAAACGAUAACAAGAUCUACAUCACUAAGAUAAUACCAAACAGUGUUAGUGACAUGGACGGAAGGCUCAAGGUGAAUGAUUGUCUACUGAAAGUAAUGGAUAAGGACCUGGAGAACGUGUCACAUGAUGAAGCUGUUGAUAUUCUCAAGAAUUCUCCACCAAGGGUACUGUUAACAAUCGAGAGAAAGCAGCAGACAGAGAAGUUGGUACCACGUGUUAUUGAAGUCUCCUUGAACAAGGGGGAAAAGGGACUGGGUAUCUCUAUUGCGGGAGGAAAGGGAAACCAACACAUUCCUGAUAGUGACGAGUUCCAGUUCGCAUAUGGUCAGACUCAGAUGGCGGAUCACAUCAAGACGCUCUUUGACUGUGAUCUUCCCACGACAAAGGAAAUGAAACUUUCGUCAAAUGUUGGAGGAAGGCAGCUGCAGGGUCCCGGCAUCAGAUUCCUCGUUAUAGGUUAUUAA
Bolinopsis microptera is the source of this 930-nucleotide messenger RNA. Its product is annotated as disks large 1 tumor suppressor protein-like. Bases 31 to 930 code for a protein of 299 amino acids. The record is from RefSeq and is a predicted model, not a curated record. Gene Ontology annotation, biological process: receptor clustering; receptor localization to synapse; establishment or maintenance of epithelial cell apical/basal polarity. Gene Ontology annotation, molecular function: protein binding. NCBI's taxonomy places the organism in Eukaryota, Metazoa, Ctenophora, Tentaculata, Lobata, Bolinopsidae. Gene Ontology annotation, cellular component: cell junction; basolateral plasma membrane. The transcript is spliced from 9 exons.